Messenger RNA from Thalassophryne amazonica, 1156 nucleotides. RefSeq lists its product as uncharacterized. NCBI's taxonomy places the organism in Eukaryota, Metazoa, Chordata, Actinopteri, Batrachoidiformes, Batrachoididae. The record is from RefSeq and is a predicted model, not a curated record. The transcript is spliced from 9 exons. Bases 159 to 1001 code for a protein of 280 amino acids.
GGUCAUAGGCGUUGAUCUUUUUUCUGGUUGCUUUAGAGACAAGCAACAUUUUGACAUCCAGGAAGAGAAGCAGCUUACAAAGCCAACACCUUCAGGAAGACAUAUAUAUUUAGACUUUUCCAACAUUUUGCACGUCUUUCCUCCACCAAACAGUGACGAUGGCAUCAGGUAGUUCUGUCCUGAUCCUGGGUAUUUUUAUGGCUUCUGCUAUAGCACAAGACAUAACAAAGUCAUUCAACAGCCAAAUGUCUAACAGUAAUUCAACCGCUACUGAGAUGUAUCUUAGAAGUACCAUACCCUUCAGCACCACCUUCAUCAACCUCAUGAGCAGCUCCAUCAGCAGCACACCAUCAACUACACAAACAAAAGGUCAAGAAACCACUCGAAAAGCUGAGGUGAUAACCACGCCAAGGCCUUCAACCUCACCUAAACCCUUGACUCCUGUACCUACCAGCUUGCCUACACAGAACAAAAGAGCUACCACUGUCAAACCAGAAACCUCAAGAAGCGGUGGCAACACAGGCAUCAUCAUCAUCAUCGUGCUGAUGAUUAUUGCAGCCAUUGUGUUUGUACUUGUCUGCUACUUUGCACGCAAAAGAGGAAGGCGCUACUCUGUUGACUUUGCUUCCAGACCAGAUGAAGCAAACAUCCCUCUGAGCGCCAUAGAGCCUGAAGUGCCUGCAGGCGCUGCACCACAGAACGGCUUACAGACAUUUGAGAAUGCAGACACAACUACAAAAGCUGCAGAAGAAUCAGAGGCGGCACCAGUAGCAAAGGAGGAAGAGAAAGCUGAAGCUGAUAAAUCUGCUGCUGAGGCUGCAGUGCCACCUUCGCCUGCAGAUGGCCCAGGGGACGCUGGGGAAGAAGACAAUUUAGACAAGACUCACGCACCUGCGGAGGAAAAUCUGGGGGAGAAAACUGAUGAUGAAGGCAUGGUGUCCAAUAAAACAUCUGUAGAAUCCCUGAAGGAGUCAGAUGGCAACAAUGCUGUAAAAGAUUGAAGUGGCCUAGAGAGAAAUGGAGGACUGUGUUGACAUCAUGUGAUCAAUUUAAAUGACCUCCUUGUUGAAGAGUAAUCUGGUAUCGUCGAUGGGCUUUUUACAUUAACUACUUGUAUCAGUUGUGCUCAGGUUUUUCUUUCAUAUUUUCAAAACAU